Molecule: messenger RNA, 1111 nt
Organism: Cololabis saira (Pacific saury)
Lineage: Eukaryota; Metazoa; Chordata; Actinopteri; Beloniformes; Belonidae
Gene: xcr1a.1
Product: chemokine (C motif) receptor 1a, duplicate 1
Exons: 2
Coding region: 57-1076 (339 amino acids)
Biological process (GO): chemotaxis; G protein-coupled receptor signaling pathway; immune response
Cellular component (GO): membrane
Molecular function (GO): chemokine receptor activity
Source: RefSeq, a predicted model, not a curated record
GUGAGUGUCUCACAUCCAUCAAGACGUCAGUCCCAUGAAGAGAGAGUUAACCAGUGAUGAAUAGCUCCUUGUCUGAGAGCUUCGAAUACAACUUCGACUAUGAAGAUGAAGUUUGUGAAAAAGCCGAGGUGGUCAGAUUUGGAUCCAUUGUCACUCCGAUUUUCUUCUCCAUUGUUAUCACAUUGAGCCUGACAGGAAACAUCCUUGUUCUUGUAAUCCUCGCUUUGUAUGAAAAUCUUAAAUCUCUAACCAAUGUCUUCAUCCUCAAUCUGGCCAUCUCUGACCUUGUCUUCACUACUGGUCUCCCAUACUGGGCCAUUUACCACAUCUGGGGAUGGCUGUUUUCAGAGACUCUCUGCAAAGUUGUGUCUUUUGUCUUUUUCACUGGAUUUUACAGCAGCAUCCUCUUCCUGACGAUCAUGACCAUCUACAGGUAUCUGAGUGUGGUCCACCCUCUAUCUGACAUGAGAGCUCCAAAGCUCAGCACUGGGAUUUUUUUGUCUUUCCUAACGUGGGCAAUCAGCAUUGCAGCAGCCAUGCCCUCGCUGCUUUUCAGCUCCCUCAUCUCGAUCCACCAUAAGGAGGAGCACUCCAUGGGUUGUGAAUGCAACACAACACUGUGGAAAACCGUUGGCAUCUUCCAGCAGAACAUUUUCUUCUUGGUUGCGUUUGCAGUGAUGGCUUUCUGCUACAUUCAAAUCCUCCAGAGAAUCACAAGAGCAAGGUCCCACACGAAGAACAGAGCAGUCAAGUUAAUUUUCUGUAUUGUAGCUGUGUUCUUUGUUGGCUGGGUUCCCUACAACGUGGUGAUCUUUUUGAGGGUUUUGGCUCACUCGACUUUGGUCGAAUGGUCUAAAGACUGUAAUAUCAGUGUCCAACUUGACUAUGCGUUCUAUGUGUGCCGGCUCAUUGCCUUCUCCCACUGCUGCUUGAACCCCGUCUUUUAUGCAUUUGUUGGCGUGAAGUUUAGGAGCCAUUUUAAGUCAAUUCUGCAUCGACUGUUCAGGCGGCAACCUCCAGCUGAGGAACAACAGGUCAGAUUGCAAAACCUCAUCUCACAAGGGUCUAUGUACUAGAUACACACACACACACACAAACAAACACACACACA